Musca vetustissima is the source of this 2560-nucleotide messenger RNA. RefSeq names its product protein single-minded (gene sim). Gene Ontology annotation, biological process: regulation of transcription by RNA polymerase II. NCBI's taxonomy places the organism in Eukaryota, Metazoa, Arthropoda, Insecta, Diptera, Muscidae. The coding region runs from base 20 to 2560 and encodes 846 amino acids. The record is from RefSeq and is a predicted model, not a curated record. The transcript is spliced from 9 exons. Gene Ontology annotation, cellular component: cytoplasm; transcription regulator complex; nucleus. Gene Ontology annotation, molecular function: protein dimerization activity; RNA polymerase II transcription regulatory region sequence-specific DNA binding; DNA-binding transcription factor activity, RNA polymerase II-specific.
GACCUAUAAACGCAGAGAAAUGCGUAAUUGCAAUCAGGAUAAACUGGGUUUAGCCAAAACCUGUGCCAUGAAGGAAAAAAGUAAAAAUGCUGCCCGCACCCGGCGUGAAAAGGAAAAUGCUGAAUUUUUCGAAUUGGCCAAAUUAUUACCGCUACCAAGUGCAAUUACAUCACAAUUGGACAAAGCCUCCAUAAUACGCUUGACCACCUCAUAUUUGAAAAUGCGACAAGUUUUUCCCGAAGGUUUAGGCGAAGCUUGGGGUUCUUCACCUGCCAUGCAACAAAGAGGUGCCACCAUUAAAGAAUUGGGUUCACAUCUUCUGCAAACAUUGGAUGGAUUCAUUUUUGUUGUGGCGCCUGAUGGCAAAAUUAUGUACAUUUCGGAAACAGCCUCUGUUCAUUUGGGCUUAAGUCAGGUUGAAUUGACUGGUAAUUCAAUUUUUGAAUAUAUACACAAUUAUGAUCAGGAUGAAAUGAAUGCGAUAUUAUCCCUACAUCCUCACAUGUAUCACAAUCCCGAUGCAUUUAUCAAUUCUUUACACUUAACACAGACACAUCCCGCCGCCACAAUCGGUAGCCCCAAUGGCACCACAGCGUAUGGUGAACGUGGCUGCCACACCAUCGAAAUUGAAAAGCAAUUUUUCCUGCGCAUGAAAUGUGUUUUGGCCAAACGUAAUGCCGGCCUAACAUCAUCGGGUUAUAAGGUUAUUCACUGUUCCGGUUAUCUGAAAGCCCGCAUAUAUCCCGACUGUGGCGAUGGCAAUGGUCCUCUAAUACAAAAUUUAGGCUUAGUUGCUGUCGGCCAUUCAUUACCCACCUCAGCGAUUACGGAAAUUAAAUUACAUCAAAAUAUGUUUAUGUUUCGUGCGCAUAUGGAUUUGAAAUUAAUCUUUUUAGAUGCAAGAGUAUCCCAGCUAACUGGCUAUGAACCACAAGAACUCAUUGAGAAGACUCUGUAUCAGUAUAUACAUGUACAGGAUAUACUGCCCAUGCGUGUUUCACAUCAAAUACUUUUAUAUAAAGGACAAGUUACCACCAAAUAUUAUCGUUUCCUAACAAAAGGUGGCGGCUGGGUUUGGGUACAAUCCUAUGCCACAUUGGUGCAUAAUAGCCGUUCGUCGCGUCAAGUUUGCAUUGUUAGUGUAAAUUAUGUUUUAAGUGAACAAGAGGCCAAAGACUUAGUACUCAAUGAAAUACAAACGGGUGUUAUUAAAAGUGAACCGAUCUCAACACCAGCACCGAUACCCACACCAGCAUUACAUGCCAGUCAUGCGGCCGCUGUUGCCAAUGUGCCACAUCCAGUGGCGGCCAUUAACAACAACAAUAAUAACAACAACAGUAACAGCAAAAAUGGCCUGUUGAGACACACACCCAGUCUGCCUAGCCUGACAACAGCAAGUGUUUUGAGUACAAGUCCCAAAAUGGAAACAUGUUUUGAGGCAGCUGCUGCUACUGGUGGCGGUGCUGGUGGUGGUGGUUCAUUGGGACAUUUGCCAACGGCUGUAACUCCUGUCUUAAGUACAAAUACCAAUUCAAGUUCAAGUAGCAGUAAUGUGAACAAUAGCAGCAGUGCCACCAACAACAACUUUUUACAACAACAACAACAAUUAAAUGGUCACACGGAAAUACCUUUACAUGGUUUGCAAGAUCCUCAGCAACAGCAGCAGCAACACCAACAUCAUCAUCACAAUCACCACCAGCAACAUGAUCACGAUCAUCAUCACUUACAUAUGCAUGGCACACAUAUGCCGGAUCUCAUGGAUGUUCAUCAUCAUGAAUCGCAUGGCCUCAGUUACACCUCAUUGUAUCCCGUCAAUGACUCGAUUGUGAGUUCAAGCAGUUCAUUGGGGCCACAUGAUAUGAUACAUCAAUAUCCGGAAACCACCGCCACCACUAAUAACACCAACGCCAUUGCUGCCUCUAAUUUAUAUUACAAUAACAACAACAACAAUAAUUAUUAUUAUGAUGCCACCGUUGAUGUCUCGGCCCAAACGCUGAUAAGACCAUUUUCCGCCAACUCGAAUAGUUGUUCGAGCAGUUCGGAAAGUGAACGACAAUUAUCGACGGGUAAUGGCUCCAUUGUUAAUGGAACCUCACCACAAACCACCUAUAGUGAUCUCAGUCAUAGUUAUGAAUUAAACUAUUUUUCGGACAGUAGUUCACAUAAUCAUCAGCACCACCAACAGCAGCAUCAGCAUCAUUUACCUCAUAGCAACACCUUAACCGAGUUGACUUCACCACAACACCACCAUCAAGGUUCUAUACAUUUGACACAAUUGGAGGGUAUACAACAACAGCAGCAGCAACAACAUCAUCAUCAGCAACAACUCCACCAUCAGCAGCACCAUCAUCAUCCGCCGCAGCAUCAGCAAUCACAUUUAACCCUACCACCCAUGGAAGUGGUACAUCACAAUGCAACCGCCGAUCAACAACAAUCCCAAACAAAUCAUCACAUAGUUGCCAAUAGUUUUAGUGAAACCUUUAAAAAUGUCAAUGCAACCCACUAUACCAGUGUCAUAGUGGAACCCCAGCAUUAUAUAAAUAAUGAGUUUGUACAUUAA